UCCACUCGUGGGGGCGGCGGAAGAGGGGAAAGGGGUGCUCGCUGCAACUUUUCUUGCAAAGAUGGCCUUGUGCUGUGUAAAGACGUUUUCAUGUCCGAAUGUUUGGGCUCAAAGCAAAUGACGAGUGACAGGAGAUGAAGCCGUUUGGCGAACUGCGGCCAUUUCAAGUUGUAAACAUCCAGUUGAAUUCACAGCCUCGCACGGGCACUGCCUGGUCUGGUGGGUAGGAGCGAGGAGGAAAUAUUUGCCCCAGCUUUCUGUAGUGAGAAGGCACUGGGAGGUACCGAGACCACAGCCAGGUAGUGUUGGGAACCUGUAAAGAACAGGUGAAGUGCUGUGGAAUUGAAGGAGAGUUAAUGUCCCAAGGAAGCAGGCUUUCUGGAAGCAGGAAACUGCUUAUGGUUUUGCAGAACUGACCUUGACCCACGGCUCUCUUCUUGGAAGUAGGAAUGUGUUCAUUCAAGAUGAAGUCCGAGAAGAAAGGUAUCUUUCAGAUGAAGGCAUUGAAGCUUGUAUGAGUUCUCCGGACAAAGUCAAUAUCAACGACAUCAUCCUGAUUGCUCUCAAUACAGAUUUGAGAACAAUUGGCAAGAAAUUCCUUCCCAGUGACAUCAAUGGUGGAAAGGUGGAAAAGCUUGAAGGUCCAUGUGUUCUACAAAUUCAAAAAAUUCGCAAUGUUGCUGCACCAAAGGAUAACGAGGAAUCCCAGGCUGCACCGAGGAUGCUGCGGCUGCAGAUGACUGAUGGUCACGUAAAUUGUACAGCAGUAGAAUUCAGUUAUAUUUCAAAAAUCAGCCUGAACACACCACCUGGUACUAAGGUUAAGCUCUCAGGCAUUGUUGACAUAAAGAAUGGAUUCCUGCUCUUGAAUGAAGCUAACACCACAGUGCUUGGUGGUGAAGUGGAACACCUUAUUGACAAGUGGGAGUUACAGAGAAGUUUAUCAAAACACAAUCGAAGUAAUAUUGGAACUGAAGGUGGACCACCUCCUUUUGUGCCCUUUGGACAGAAAUGUUCAUCUCAUGCCCAAGUAGAUAGCAGAGAGCUUGAUAGAAGAAAGACUUUGCAAGUCUCAAUGCCAGCUAAAUCUACAAAUGACAAUGAUGAAUUUGAAAAACAAAGGACAGCUGCUAUUGCAGAAGUUGCGAAGAGCAAAGAAACCAAGACAUUUGGAGGAGGUGGAGGUGGUGCCAGAAGCAAUCUUAAUAUGGGCUCCAGUGGUAACCGAAACAGGGAAGCUUUACAGAAAGAAAAGUCUUCCAAACUGGAGGGGAAACAUGAAGGUGUCUACAGAGAACUGGUUGAUGAGAAGGCACUGAAGCACAUAACAGAAAUGGGAUUCAGUAAAGAGGCAUCGAGGCAAGCUCUUAUGGAUAAUGGCAACAACUUAGAAGCAGCGUUGAAUGUGCUUCUUAACAGCAGUAAACAGAAACCUGUUCUAGGUCCUCCACCUCGAGGCAGAGGAAAAGGCAGGGGUCGAGUAAGAUCUGAAGAGGAAGAGGACCUAGGAAAUGCCAGACCUUCAGCGCCAAGCACGUUAUUUGACUUCUUGGAAUCCAAGAUGGGGACGUUGAAUGUGGAAGAAUCCAAGUCUCAAUCACAGUACCUUCAUCAAGGACAACACAGAAUGACAACUACUGAGCAGAAUGGAAUUAAAGAUGCUAAUCAACCAAGACAUCUUCCUCGAAACGAUGCCAGGCAGCUAAGAAAUGAAAAACCUCCUCGUUUUCAAAGAGACCCCCAAAACUCAAAGUCAGCUUUAGAAAGCAGUGGAUUACCUAGAAAUAGAGGUUCUGAAAGACCAAGCAGUUCUUCAGGAUCUGACGUCUGGGUUGAGGAGAGAAUUAGGUGUGAUAGACCAUAUUCUUCUAGAUAUGACAGGACGAAAGACCCUUCAUAUCCUCUAAGUACUCAGCACAGUGACAGUGCUUUUAGAAAGAGAGAGAACUCUAUGCAAAGCAGAUCAGGAAAAGGUCCAUCCUACACAGAGGCAAAAGAAAAUCCACUUCCUCAAGAUUCCAUAGAUUAUAACAAUCAAAAACGUGGGAAAAGAGAGAACCAAACAGGCACUCCCAGUCAUUUUUAUGAUAGGAACUCACGGACAAUAAAUAAUGAAGCUUUCAGUGGUGUCAGAAUUGAAAAACAUUUUAGUGUGAAUACUGACUACCAGAAUCCUGUCCGAAGUAGUACUUUUGUUGGUGUUCCAAAUGGAGAGCCGGAAAUGCCACUGAAAGGAAGACGAGUAGGACCGAUUAAACCAGCAGGACCUGUCUCAGCAGUACCUUAUGAUGACAAAAUAUAUUAUAAUAAUGGGCCCAAAAGACGAUCUGGGCCAAUUAAGCCAGAAAAAAUGAUAGAUUCAUCCAUUCCUCUCGAGUAUACAAAAGUAUGGAAACCUGGAGAUGAAUGUUUUGCACUUUAUUGGGAAGACAACAAGUUUUACCGAGCAGAAGUUGAAGCUCUCCACUCUUCCGGCAUGACAGCAGUUGUUAAGUUCAUUGAUUAUGGAAACUAUGAAGAGGUGCUGCUAAGUAAUAUGAAGCCCAUUCAAACAGAGGCAUGGGAAGAAGAAGGCACCUAUGACCAAACUCUUGAGUUCCGUCGAGGAGGUGAUGGCCAGCCAAGGAGAUCCACUCGGCCAACCCAGCAGUUUUAUCAACCUCCACGGGCUCGGAACUAAUAUGAAAAGAAUAGAGUCUUUUUGAAGAAAGGAGCCAUUGACUGAAGCAUCCCAGUCAGAGCCUGCUAGUAGACCUUUUUUUCCUUCAGAGUAAGAUACAGCCAAGCCAGAUGUUAUUUGAAGAAAGAAAGAAAAAAAAAAAAACACUCUAGAUGGAAAAAUGGAACCUGCACAAAGAAUAUACUGAGUUACGUGAAGCAAAUGCCUUCACCAAUGAAAAGGAGAACUUUUUCUUCUGCCAUCAAUAAAACCAUUCUGUUACUAUA
Molecule: messenger RNA, 2946 nt
Organism: Jaculus jaculus (lesser Egyptian jerboa)
Lineage: Eukaryota; Metazoa; Chordata; Mammalia; Rodentia; Dipodidae
Gene: Tdrd3
Product: tudor domain containing 3
Exons: 14
Coding region: 515-2680 (721 amino acids)
Cellular component (GO): nucleus
Molecular function (GO): protein binding
Source: RefSeq, a predicted model, not a curated record